Capsicum annuum is the source of this 2635-nucleotide messenger RNA. Its product is annotated as phosphatidylinositol 4-phosphate 5-kinase 6-like. Gene Ontology annotation, molecular function: 1-phosphatidylinositol-4-phosphate 5-kinase activity; ATP binding. The transcript has 8 exons. The record is from RefSeq and is a predicted model, not a curated record. The coding region runs from base 49 to 2340 and encodes 763 amino acids. Lineage: Eukaryota; Viridiplantae; Streptophyta; Magnoliopsida; Solanales; Solanaceae. Gene Ontology annotation, biological process: phosphatidylinositol metabolic process.
AUAUAUAUAUAUAUAUAUAUAUAUAUAUAUAUAUAUAUAUAUAUUAUCAUGAAGGCUUGGGAAGCAACGGUGAGAAAAACACAAGCAGUAGCGAGGAAACGAGCCAACACAAUAUUUGGUACGUAUGGAACAUCGAACAUUGAGGAAGAGAUAAUUGAUCAUGUAGAUCCAGAAGAGGACAUUAAGGGUCACGUGAAUGGAGAGGUUUACCAUUCGGAGAGGUUCCUCCCCAACGGAGAUUACUAUAGUGGCUAUUGGGUCGACAGUUUCCCCCAUGGGCAUGGCAAAUAUUGGUGGACCGACGGCUGCAUGUAUGUAGGUGAUUGGUUUCGUGGCAAAAAGAUGGGAAAAGGCGCAUUUAGUUGGCCCUCUGGUGCUAUGUACGAUGGGAAUUUCAAGAGUGGAUACAUGGAUGGCGAAGGCACGUAUACAGGGCCUAAUGGGGACUCAUUUAAAGGUUCUUGGGUGAUGAAUUUGAAACAUGGUCAUGGGGUUAAAGAAUACUCCAACGGAGAUGUCUAUGAUGGGGAAUGGAGUCGUGGAUUACAAGAAGGAAACGGGAAGUAUACAUGGAAAAAUGGGAAUUGUUAUGCAGGUGAAUGGAAGAAUGGUGGAAUAUGUGGGAACGGCAAGAUGUCUUGGACAAAUGGGAAUGUGUAUGAAGGGAAUUGGGAAGAUGGAUUGCCAAAGGGAAAUGGCACAUUAAAAUGGACUGAUGGGAGCUUUUAUGUUGGCAAUUGGAGUAAAGAUAAAAAAGAACAAAAUGGGACAUUUUAUCCAUCUGCAUCACUGUUAGAAAGUGGAAAUCUUGAUUGGGAUCCUCAGCAGGUUUAUAAUACUGAUUUAAUGGAAUGUAGCAUUUGUCCAAAUGAGAAGGUUUCAAUAUUGCCUUCUCAGAAAAAGCUGGCAGUUUGGAGGUCUGCCAAGGCAACCGAAAACAACGUUAGGCCAAGGAGGAUGUCAGUUGAUGGGCGAAUAGACGUAGCGCCUGUAGAUAGGGAAUUUGGUCGAAUGCGCUUAUCAGACUGUGCAGGAACGCCUCCAAGUAUUUCUUUUCUGGAUGAUGGCAUUUCCAUGGAUGGAUAUAUUAGAGGGAGCCCUAUUAGACUUCCUAAGUCAGCAAAAAGGCAAGGAGAGACUAUUUCAAAAGGACAUAAGAAUUAUGAGCUUAUGCUCAAUUUGCAGUUGGGAAUCAGGCAUUCAGUAGGAAGGCCAGGACCAGUUCCAUCACUAGAUCUUAAGACUUCGGCAUUUGAUCCGAAAGAGAAGUACUGGACAAGAUUCCCACCUGAAGGAUCCAAAAGCACACCUCCCCAUCCUUCUUGUGAAUUCAGAUGGAAAGACUAUUGCCCAAAAGUUUUCAGGGCUUUAAGGAUGUUAUUCAAAGUGGAUGCAGCUGAUUAUAUGUUGUCUAUUUGUGGUAAUGACGCCCUCCGGGAGCUAUGCUCCCCAGGAAAAAGUGGAAGCUUCUUCUACUUGACAAAUGAUGAUAGAUACAUGAUUAAGACAAUGAAGAAGGCAGAAGUGAAAGUGCUUCUAAGGAUGCUCCAUGCCUAUUUCAACCAUGUUCAUGCUUUUGAGAACACCCUAGUGACCAAGUAUUUUGGCCUGCAUUGUGUUAAACUAACCGGACCAGCACAGAAGAAGGUACGAUUUGUUAUCAUGGGGAAUCUCUUCUGCACUGAUUUUACAAUUCAUAGACGAUUCGACUUGAAAGGAUCAACAUUUGGCCGGAUGACAGAUAAGCCAGAAUCUGAGAUUGAUGCAACCACAACUCUAAAGGACCUUGAUCUCAACUUUAUAUUCAGAUUACAAAAGACAUGGUUCCAAGAAUUCCGAAGGCAAGUUGAUAGGGAUUGUGAGUUACUGGAACAAGAAAGAGUGAUGGACUACAGCCUUUUAGUUGGUCUUCAUUUUAGGGAAGCAGGUAGCACUGGAGACCAAACUCCUCCUGGUUAUAGAACACCUACUGAUAAUGACGGGUUGGAAGAUGGAUCAGUUCCUCCUCUUUCUCGGGCAGACAAGGAUCAAUUGCUUCUUGAUCCUGCUAGGUUGGCUGGCAGAAAUUUGGGUCUAAACAUGCCAGCACGAGUUGAAAGGACAGAGAGGAAAAAUGACUUAGACUUUCAGUUAGUAGGAGAACCAACAGGGGAGUUCUAUGAUGUGAUAUUAUUUUUUGGAAUCAUAGACAUACUUCAGGACUAUGACAUUACCAAGAAGCUUGAGCAUGCAUACAAAUCUAUCCAAUGUGACCCCAAUUCUAUCUCCGCUGUAGAUCCAAAGGCAUACUCCAGGCGCUUUCGCGAUUACAUAUUCAAAGUGUUUACAGAGGACACCUGAAGAACCAGUUUUCGUUCCUGAAUUUCAAUGAAAAAUGUAAUAUGGGGCUUGAUUUAUUAUUACAAGGAGACAAUCUUGCCAACAGCUGUAUCAAUUUGAAAGUUUUCUCUACGGUUGCAGCUAAAAACUAGUACACUUCCAUUUCAUUUUUUUUCCUUAUGAUUUUUAAAUCUUCUUCUCAUAGAUAUAGACUCCAUUUGAGAUGAUAAUUGUAUAGAAACAGUUGUAAGAGAAAAAUUACAAAUGUAACUGAUUUAAUUGUGAGAUAUGUUAUUUCGGAGUUAUUUGCACAGUA